Messenger RNA from Cucumis sativus (cucumber), 1545 nucleotides. Its product is annotated as protein SGT1 homolog. The transcript has 10 exons. Lineage: Eukaryota; Viridiplantae; Streptophyta; Magnoliopsida; Cucurbitales; Cucurbitaceae. The record is from RefSeq and is a predicted model, not a curated record. Bases 149 to 1222 code for a protein of 357 amino acids. Gene Ontology annotation, cellular component: cytoplasm; nucleus. Gene Ontology annotation, molecular function: protein-folding chaperone binding. Gene Ontology annotation, biological process: protein stabilization; defense response to fungus.
UACCUUAGUCUACCGAUUGUGGCAUUGCUCUUAAUAGCCUUUUAUCAUUUAUCACGACUUCAAGUCAAUCAAAUUCUUUCAAAAAAGCAACCCGAUCUUUCUCCUUCCCCUCCCUCCAGAACCUUCCGACGCUUCAACUCUCUCUACCAUGGCGUCCGAUCUCGAAGCCAAGGCCAAGGAAGCCUUUAUCGACGACCACUUCGAACUUUCCGUCGACCUCUACACUCAGGCUAUUGCUCUCAGUCCCAAGAAAUCCGAGCUUUAUGUUGACCGCGCUCAGGCCAACAUCAAACUCGGCCAUUACACUGAGACUGUUGCGGAUGCUAACAAAGCAAUUGAACUUGACCCUUCAAAUUCAAAAGCAUACUUGCGUAAAGGCACUGCAUGUAUGAAGCUUGAGGAGUAUCAAACAGCAAAGGCUGCUUUGGAGACAGGCUCUGCUUUAGCCCCAGGAGAUUCAAGAUUCACGAAUUUAAUAAAAGAAUGUGAAAAACUCAUUGCUGAGGAAAUGGGCGAUCUUACACAGGAAUCUGUGGAAAAUGAUGUUCAGGAAACUGUUAAAUCAAGUGCUGACAUUGUACCCGUGAGUGAUCAACUGCAUCAAGCGACAAUAGAAGUCAAACCAAAAUUCAGGCACGAAUAUUAUCAGAAACCAGAAGAAGUAGUUGUGACCAUAUUUGCUAAGGGUAUACCAGCUGAAAAUGUUGCUGUUCAGUUUGGUGAACAAAUUCUAAGUGUUACUAUUGAUCUUCCUGGUGAAGAUGCAUAUUGUUUUCAGGCUCGUUUAUUUGGGAAGAUAAUACGUGAGAAGUGCAAAUUUUUUGUGUUAUCAACGAAAAUUGAAAUUCGUCUUGUGAAAGCUGAGCAAAUACACUGGACGUCUCUGGAAUUCUCCAAGGAGAACAGAAUUAUCCCGAGUAUUAGUGUCCCCUCUAGUGGAUCGCAGAGACCUUCCUACCCCUCCUCUAAGCCAAGAAGAGAUUGGGAUAAGAUUGAAGCUGAAGUGAAAAAGGAGGAGAAAGACGAAAAACUAGAAGGCGAUGCGGCAUUGAACAAGUUUUUCCGAGACAUAUACGGAGAUGCUGAUGAGGAUACAAAAAGGGCCAUGGAAAAAUCAUUUGUGGAAUCAAACGGCACGGUCCUGUCGACAAAUUGGAAGGAAGUGGGAUCAAAGAAGGUUGAAGGUAGCCCUCCAGAUGGUAUGGAAUUGAAGAAAUGGUAGGAUCUGAUCUGUUCUAGAGCUUUUUCCCUGUGGUUGGAUUUGGUUCAAGUUUGAAAAGUUCUUGUGGAAAUAUUUCCAUUUUUUCGUCAUUUUGUAGGCAGCUGAGUCACCAUCAGUCUCCUUUUGUUUCUGCUCGAUUUUUCUACUAUUUCUGUAAAACCAGUUAUUUGCUUAUUCUUCUGUUCUGAACUUUGUGAUUAUUGUGUUUGGAGAUUGAAUGGGUUUAAAUUAAAAAAUUGUCUACCAUGUACAUUGUAUUUCUUUUUUAGCAGAACUGAGAUUUAACGGUUUGGUUUAUCGUCAGAGAAUUUUUGUUAUGUGAA